Molecule: messenger RNA, 990 nt
Organism: Recurvomyces mirabilis
Lineage: Eukaryota; Fungi; Ascomycota; Dothideomycetes; Mycosphaerellales; Teratosphaeriaceae
Gene: EAF3
Product: Esa1p-associated factor
Exons: 4
Coding region: 1-990 (329 amino acids)
Biological process (GO): regulation of DNA-templated transcription; chromatin organization
Cellular component (GO): NuA4 histone acetyltransferase complex; nucleus; Rpd3S complex
Source: RefSeq, a predicted model, not a curated record
AUGCCUUCCUCGACUUCGCAACCUGUCUAUCAGAAGGAGGAGCGGGCAUUAUGUUUCCACGGCGAAUUACUGUACGAGGCCAAGGUCAUGGACUACAAGGUCAAGGACCCGAACGACAAGAAGGACGGCUUCAUGUAUCGCGUCCAUUACAAGGGCUGGAAGAAUACCUGGGAUGACUGGGUGCCUCAAGAACGCCUCCGCAAGUUCAACGAGGAGAACAAGGAGCUGGCGUCUAAUCUAAAAAAGGACAUGGACGCCCAACGACGAGCAGCAAGUGGCAAACCGGCAUCAGUAUCUACCAAGAAGCGACCCUUCGGCUCAGACUUGACCGCUUCUUCGGCGAGGGGGAGUGAGGAUCGCAGCUCCGCAGCACCACAAAUUCCACGAGGCACGAAACGAGGUAGAGAGAUUGAGGGCAUUGACAAGGAAGAAGAGUUCGUCCGCCGCCCCGCAGUCCGCCUAUUCAUGCCCGACGCUCUCAAGUCAAUCCUGGUCGAUGACUGGGAGAAGGUGACCAAAGAACAGAAGCUCGCACCAGUGCCUUCACCAACACCAGUGAUCAAAUUCUUGAACGAGUACGAGCGCUUCGAGCUCAGCCAACGGCGACCGAACUCCGCUGAUGCCGAUAUCCUCGAGGAGAUCGUGGCAGGCGUGAAGGAGUACUUCAACAAAUCACUUGGUAGGAUUUUGCUCUAUCGAUUUGAGAGACAGCAGUUCUACGAGAUGCACAAGGCUGUCGAGGCAGGGCAUGGCGAGCAUGCGGGAAAGACGUUGGCGGAUGUGUAUGGAUGUGAGCAUCUGCUGAGAUUGUUUGUAUCUAUGCCUGACCUCAUCGCCCACACGAAUAUGGACGCGCAGUCCGUGAGCCGACUACGCGAGGAGCUUCACAAAAUGACUUCCUGGCUGUCAAAACGCCUGGAGACUUAUCUCUCGAACGAGUAUCAGCACGCUGGGCAAGAUUAUGUGGACAGUGCAAAGGGUCCUGCUUAA